ACUUGCAAAUAACUUGGAUAUUAAUCGGAAUACCAUCUGAAGUUGGUGUCUAUAAUUCAGAUACACGAAAUAUUUCCAUUUUGCGUUUCAAAAGCUGCGAGUUCAAGUUUGAUCCGAAAAAUAAUUGCAAUGUUCGAUUAAAAGUUCCCAAAAAUCUGGAAUUAGAUUCGUUUCUUAUUACAUCAUUUGCGCAUCCUCGAUUAAAUUAUGAGCCGUGCUUUAUGGCUAAAAUUAAAAAUUAUUAUGAAGAUGAAAUCGAAACACUGAGUAAUGCAGAUGACGACAGCUCUAUCGAUGAAAUUUCUUCCGAAAAUUUUCAAUUAGAAUGGGGCAUUCUUUUAAAAAAUGAUAGGAAAGAAUGUGAUAAAAUUGGUUCUGAUUUAAUUAUGCCAAUAAAUCAUUUAGAGGCAGUUGGUCAAAGUGUUUACACGAAAGAUUUAAAUGCAAUUUUCGAAAAUAAUACUCUAACUGAAUUAGAUUUAAGCUACAAUAGACUUGAUUCUGAAGUGGGAAAAGCUUUAGCAAAUGCUUUAAAAACAAACAAAGUUACGGUCAGUCUGGACUUAAGUUAUAAUGAUAUUGAUUUUGAAAUGGGAAAGGCACUUGUAGAUGCCUUCAUAACAAACCCUACGCUCACUCGUCUAAAUUUAAAAUCAACUAGAAUGAAGCCUGAAAUGUUAAUAGAACUGGCAAAUGCCUUAAACAAUGACAAACAUCUUAUUGACCUUGAUUUAAGUUAUAAUAAGUUUACUGAGGAAGCGGGAGAUGAACUAGCAAAAGCUUUAGGAAAUAAUAACACACUCAAAAACCUAAAUUUAUGCAACAAUGACAUUGAUUCACGUAUAGGAAAAACUUUGAUAAAUGCUUUAAUAAAGAAUAAAGCACUUGUUAAUUUGGAUUUAAGCCAUAAUAAUUUUGAUAUUGAUGCUAUUAAGAUCUUGGCGGAAGUUUUAGGAUCAAAUAAUAACAAACUUAAAAACUUGAAUUUAAGUUUUAUUAAUCUUGAAUUUCGAGCAGGGAUGGUUUUAAUAGAAGCAUUAGAAAAAAAUCAAACCCUUGAAGAUUUGAACUUGAGUUCAACCAAAAUUGGAUCUAUUUCAGUAAGUUUAAUAGACCAUUUAAAUUCGCAAAGAACUUUUAGUGGCUUCAAUACUAAGGACGAUAUCAUUAAUUGUGUAAUGGCAAAGCAUUUGGAAACAGCUUUAAAAAAGAACGCAACCCUUACUAAUCUAAAUGUAAGUUCUAACAAUAUUAGUUCGGAAACAGGGAAAACGUUGGUAGACGCAUUAAGACGAAACCAUACUCUUAGGAAUUUGAAUUUAAGCAAAAAUAAUAUUGGACCUGAAGCAGGAGAGAUCUUAGUAGAAAUUUUAAAAACAAAUCAUACUCUUACUAGUAUAAAUUUAGAAUCAACUAGAAUCGAGUCUAAUAUAAUAAAAGCUCUGGCGCGAGAAUUAAAAGAUGAUAAUAUUCGUCUUAUUGAUUUAAACUUGAGUUAUAACGAUAUCAACUUCGAAGUAAUUAAAGUUUUAGUUGAGGCUUUAGAAGAAAAUACGACUCUCAAAAGCUUGGAUUUGAGUCAUAACUGUAUUAAUUUAGAAAUUGGAAAAGAGUUAGCAAAAUCUUUAAAGAAGAAUAAAACUCUUGACAGUUUACUAUUAAUUCAUUGUAAUAUUAGUUAUGAAGUAAUCAAGGCAUUAAAAACGGCUUUAAUGCAUAAUAAAUCUCUUACCCACUUAGAUCUAAGUAACAAUAAUAUCAGUUUUGGUGCAGGUCUAAUUUUGGCAGAAAUUUUAAAAACUAAUACUGCGCUUAAAAACUUAAAUCUAAGCUAUAAUGUAUUUAAUUUGGAAUCAGAAGAGGCACUAGCACAAGCUUUAAUAAUAAAUAAUACUCUUAUUGCACUAAGCCUAAAAUCAACUAUAAUUGAAUCUGGAACUGGAAUGGCUUUAGCAAAAGCUUUAGAAAUAAAUAAAACGCUUAUCGAAUUAGAUCUAAGCUACAAUAAUAUUAGUUCUGAAGUAGGAAUGGCUUUAGCUAAAUCUCUGAGCGUUAAUAGUUUUCUUAAAAAG
Racocetra fulgida is the source of this 2072-nucleotide messenger RNA. The record is from the annotation of a GenBank genome assembly. Lineage: Eukaryota; Fungi; Glomeromycota; Glomeromycetes; Diversisporales; Gigasporaceae.